Molecule: messenger RNA, 180 nt
Organism: Monoraphidium neglectum
Lineage: Eukaryota; Viridiplantae; Chlorophyta; Chlorophyceae; Sphaeropleales; Selenastraceae
Exons: 1
Source: RefSeq, a predicted model, not a curated record
AUGGGGCUCGCGGCGGCGGCGGCGGGCGGCGGGCGCGAGCCCAUGGCGGUCGACCCCUCUUCUUCCGGCGCCCUGGGCCCCGACGCCGCCAUGGCUGUCCUGACAGAGGACCCCUCCAAGCUGGCUGCCCCCAUAAAGGACAUCAAGGACAAGUGGAAGCUGCUGCCCGCCUUCCUGCAG